UCCGCCUUUCGGCGCUUCCGGACCGGCGGCUCCGCGUGCGGCGCGUUCGGCUGCCCCCGCCCCUGUCGGUGCCGCCCCGCCCCCGCUGUCGCCAUCAUGUCGCGAUUCUUCACCACCGGCUCCGACUCCGAGUCCGAGUCGUCGGCGUCGGGAGACGAAGCCGCCCCCAAAGCGCCGGGAGGGCCCUACAGCAAGCCGCUGCUGCUGAGCGAGGACGAGGAGGACACGAAGCGCGUGGUGAGGAGCGCCCGCGACAAGAGGUACGAGGAGCUCACCAACCUGAUCCGCUCCAUCCGCAACGCCAUGAAGAUCCGCGACGUCAGCCGCUGCCUGGAGGAGUUUGAGCUGCUGGGCCGGGCGUGGGCCAAGGCCAAGGGCGUGGUGGACAGGGAGGGCGUGCCCAGGUUCUACCUGCGCAUCCUGGCCGACCUCGAGGACUACCUCAACGAGCUCUGGGAGGACAAGGAAGGGAAGAAGAAAAUGAACAAAAACAACGCCAAAGCUUUGAGCUCUUUGAGGCAAAAACUGCGGAAAUACAACCGGGACUACGAGGGGCAGAUCGCGGCCUACAGGCAGAACCCCGAGCAGUCGGACGAGGACGAGGAGAAAAGCCGCAGGGACUCGGAAGGCUCUGGCUCCUCCUCGGGGGCCGAGGACGACGCCGGGAAUUUCCUGAAGCGCCGCGAGCGCGACGAGCCCCGGAGCCGCUACAAA
Messenger RNA from Vidua chalybeata, 714 nucleotides. RefSeq names its product eukaryotic translation initiation factor 3 subunit C-like. Gene Ontology annotation, biological process: translational initiation. NCBI's taxonomy places the organism in Eukaryota, Metazoa, Chordata, Aves, Passeriformes, Viduidae. The annotation marks the transcript as partial. The transcript has 8 exons. Gene Ontology annotation, molecular function: translation initiation factor binding; translation initiation factor activity; RNA binding. Gene Ontology annotation, cellular component: eukaryotic translation initiation factor 3 complex. The record is from RefSeq and is a predicted model, not a curated record.